Molecule: messenger RNA, 1792 nt
Organism: Neolamprologus brichardi
Lineage: Eukaryota; Metazoa; Chordata; Actinopteri; Cichliformes; Cichlidae
Source: RefSeq, a predicted model, not a curated record
GCCACCUUGAACUGGAAAAAAGAAUCAUGAUUGACUUUGAGGAGGCAGACUUCAUUUUGGAAAAUCAGAAAAGAAAAAGAAAAAAAGAUCUCAAAAAACACAAAAAACACAAAACCAACAUGACUGUGAAACCACAAGAGAGCAUCCAGAAGAAAAAGAAAAACUCGCAGCUCAAAGAAGAAACGAAGGAAAGGAAACAAAAGAAAAAGGAAAAGAAGAAAGAAAGGCAAAGAAGGAGACUGGCCUUAGAGCUAGACAGCAGUGUUGUGUUUAAACAGUGCGGUAGUGCCCAGGAAAAACCUUUUGAGAAGCCCGAAGCAUCAAAGCCGCAACAAAAUGAAAAGCUGAAGCCUGAUCGUCUGACUCAAGACUCCAAAAAGAAAUGCAAAAGAAAAAAAAAAGUGGCGUUUGAUGUGUCACCCCGUUACAUCCGUGUCAAACGGCCUAAAUUUGCGUCAUCGUCCACCAAAGAGGAGGCGGCUGUGAAAGGCGCUGAGAGCUGUUCACAGGACGCAGCGACGGGGAACAGCCAGAGUUGCGAUCAGGAGUCUCAGGGCACCAGUGAUAACAUCAACAGCCAGGACUUGUUUAUUACCCAGAAGACUUUCAGAACAUCGCUCUCCGAACCCUCCAGCGGGGAAGUCAAUGACGGAGCCCUUAUGCUAUCUCCUCAGUUGCGAACACAGCAAGGCGAGUGUCAACAGCUUAAACAAUUUCAUGAAGAAUCAGAAAAAUGGCCACAUGACUCACAGGCUCAUCAGCUCUUUGUGCAGACAAACCCAGAAGAACCUGAAGAAGGUAAAGGACAUCAUAAGAUACAUGAGCAGAGAAAAAAGUCCCUUCUGAAACAAGAAAACACAAACUUAUCUGGAGAGCAAAGAGUCUCACAUUCAGUGCGUUUAAAGCUCAGUGAGGGGCAUCCUUUCCUGGAGGAGCCAAUCAUUGUCGACUCCUCCCUGGAUCUUGGAGAGCGUUCCCCUUCAUGCCUGCCACAUAUUAAUAAGUCAUUACUUCCUGCCAGGUCCACAGUGAGCUCUUCCACACAGACAGAAAACUUCUUCACCACUGAGCUCUCCUCCUACCUCAGCUUCUGCCAGAAAAGUAGACCAGCUGUUUGUUUCGAUGACGUGAAACCUUUAGACCUGAGCCUUCCACACAGGGUGAGAAAAGACCGCGGUAGCUGUUUGUCAGUAAUGGAGUUGUCAGAAUCUGAUCAAAAGUCCGCUGAUACAACGACAUCCAGCGAGGACAGCGAGCAGCCGUGCCGCGCUGGCAAGCUGGACCUGAUUCAGGUCAGAGCGGUCCAGAUGAAACUCAACGAAUCCUUCUUUUUCAAACCCAAAGGAGAGGGACGGUCACCCAGGCCCGAGUCACCGCUGAUGAAACUCUCUCAGGGCAGAGACACUAAAAGGAGGAAGAGUCGCUGAGGUCACAAGGUUUUAAUAUAGGCUGCUAUUAGCCCUGUUGGCUGACGUCAACAAAUAAGAUGUGACGUUUGUGUUGACGUUAGUGGCCAAUAUUUAUCUGUUCAGUCGUAUCAAUUUCGUGCUGACUAAAUGUUCAGAAUUUCAUCUGAAAGCCUUUAAAAACUUUUAUAUAAGAUUUUUUGCUUCCCUGGAACAAUUAAAUGAAAUCGUUACUGCAACACGAACAAACAAAGAAGACACAUUAAUAUGGACCUAGAACUUCACAAUUGGAGCACGCUUAAACUUUCCUAGCAGACACCAUCUAACGUCUGGAAAACUGUUCAAUUUUAUGAGCUUCAGCUGAGAAGCGGCGUGUGUCAAGUGUC